Molecule: messenger RNA, 7018 nt
Organism: Spirometra erinaceieuropaei
Lineage: Eukaryota; Metazoa; Platyhelminthes; Cestoda; Diphyllobothriidea; Diphyllobothriidae
Source: the annotation of a GenBank genome assembly
AUGUAUUCACCCGCUCUUGGACUCGCAUUUUUUGUUUUUCUGUCAGUCGCCUUUGCUGGCAAAACCCCCGAUUACUAUGAGAUUUUGGGAGUCGCGCGCGGUUGUAGUACGCAGGAUGUGAAGGCGGCCUACAGAAAGCUGGCCAGAAUUUACCAUCCCGACAAAAACGAGUCGCCAGAUGCUAGUGAGAAAUUUCGAGAGAUUGCAGAAGGUAAGCCUUUAUGAAUAGAACCUGUGUUGCGCUUAAUCUUUAAUAUUACAAGGCUUUUAUAAUUCAAAUGGUUGCCUCUAACAUGGGUCUCCAAAGCGGUAGAGCACUUCCUAUUUUUUAGGGCUAUUUCUUGAUUCAGAGGGAAUACUAUGAUGGCUGGAUAUUUGCACUAAAGCUAUAAUUUUGCACUCAAACUCGUGACAGGAGAUCCUUUUAGUACUUCACUGUGUUGAUGUCCGGUAUUUCAGACUAACUCCCUGUACGAUUUGUCAGCAGAUUUCUUGCCCUGGGAGGGAAUGCUCCUACUCAAACCGAACGGUCAUCUGGCUAACUGGUAUUUAGUUCGUACAAGGCGGCUAGAUUCAUCACUUUCUUGAGGGGGGGGACGUUGUAGUAAACUGCACGUGGGUUUGUUUCUAGUAAGGCAGUCGUGCGGAACAUUUACCUCAUCCUCUGUUACGAUACUCGCCCUAUCCCAAUGGAAAUGCAAACUCAAUAAGACUGGAGAUGGUCGCAGACGCAGUGCCAGCGCACAGCCAGAAUUGACCUAGCACCGUAGGCUUGAAUUGCAUACCAUUUAUAUUAGCUAUCCUUAUAACCAUUUUGCCGAUCCCCAAGUCCACGGAGUUGCCUACGAGGGCGUCUGACAGUUUCGUUUUCUACCAGAUCAACUUCCGGGAAUAUAUAGCGCAUGGCUGAGGAAAGGUUCGAAGGGUCAUCUCGUGAAGCUAGCUGUUAAUACGCGGCGUUUCCUUGACUGGGAGACAUUGCUAAGAGCAUUUACUGGGUACAAUGCCACCCUGGAGCGAAGAGCGAAGGUCUGGCACGUCUAAUGCCUUGCAGGGCACUACAAAGCCCGUACGCGGCACUGUGGCAUGGCUGCAGCGAACCGCCAUUAAAUAAACUUAUUUGCCGCUGCUGCCUUGUGGUUAGGUCCUUUAGUCAAAAUGCUAGAGGAGUCAACCUAGAACAGAUAAUCCGAUCGGCUGUUGGAGACCUGCCUGCACUCAAAAUCCCCAAGAAAUCUUGUAAAAAUGUCGGACUACAGUGAUGCGAUCCAUACUACGGCGUCCACAGGGAUCCACGCGCACCGCAACCCUGGUCCAGUUGUGCGGGUGAAUAUUUUGCGAGCUGUACUACUAAUCGGGGAACGGACAUUUGGCACUGGUUGUUGGAAUGUUCGGACGUUUCUGAGCCGUGGUACCCAAAGUCUGAUGGCGCGCAGCCCUCAUCAUUACAACGUGGAUGUUUGCUGCCUGUCUGAAGUCCGAAUCCCCGGCUCUGGCCCCUAGGAAAUGAAGAUCCCGGUAGUCAACUCCCACUUCACCCUGUGCCACAGCGACUCGCGCGACAUUUUGGAUGCUGAAUUUUGUUCAUGGAAGAUGAGCGUAGACUGGAGGUAUUUGAUCACCGCUUUUUGAGGGUCAUCCUUCGAGUGCAAUACACCGACUUCGUCUCAUAUGAAACGGUCCUCACUAGCCGCGACAAGAUCAUGAGGAUAUCUAAGGCCAUCCAAUAAGGACUACGGAGGUGGAAUGGGCACGUUCUCGGUCGUCCAUCUCACGAGCUUUCUUUUACUGAUGUUUGGUACGGCUGCGAGCAUAUCUGACUUAUCCGGUCCCAGUGACGUCACAGACUGUACUUCACCACCUUUGACAAAACGCGACAGCAGGUCUAGACAUCUCAACCCAUUCGCUUCGUCAAUGACGGUGACCAGAUACCAAAGGUCCGACAACCACUUCCACGUCGUGACAGACUGUGUUGAGAUAGGUUUUGAGUUGGUCCCACUCUUCGACGUCUCCAAGUGGGUAACAGUGCCGGUUCGAGGGCAGCAACACUUAUCUGGUGAGGUGGACGACGAAGGACGUCUUUAAACCACCGCAGUCGUCUUUCCUGAGUGCCUUUGCGAUGUCGUCGCAACGAGUGCGGACUGUUUCACUUGAGAUGACGUCGGUGUACUCGGAGGAUGGUCCUCAAGUAGUGGUGGUCAAAUACCCCCAGUGUUCAGUCAUCUUCCACGCACAACCCAGAAUUCACAGCCGUGCAGAAUUGCUGAUCGGGCUGAUGCACGGUACACGCGAAUCUUCGUGGCGAUGGAAAUGUCGCGUCGAGUUAACUAACACUUGAAGGCUCGAGAAAACCCGGCGGGUAUAAUCGAUUCGGCAGGCAAUGUCGUCCUUGAUUUGUCCAUUCGGCAUCUUCAAGUUGGUAGUCACCAAUCUCGGUUGUUUCUUCAAGUUCAUUGGUUAAAAAAACCCAGUUACACGACAACGUUAGAAAGCAAACCUAUUUAAUGACGAUGCACGGCCGCCAUGUCGCAGUGCCGUCAUCGAACUUUGCGACAUCUUAUAAGGCUGUCGACGUGCCAGACCCUAGCUCAGUUAUACCGCACUCCGUCUCCGUCGCCCACCUGGAGUCAUCGAAGGUGGUCAACUCAAUACCUGGAUCCAGACGGUUCGUCAAGACAUGGAAGUGAUUCUUUGACCUUCGGUAUUCAGUCUCCGCCGUUGGAGAAGAGCAUGGAUCGAGCUGUCCGGACUCUCUGCCGCAAAUCAUAACGCACGGAGAGGCACAAUGCGUGGCAUCAUGAGACUGGUUAGAUAAGGUAUGAUUACACUCGGACGAAGUAUAACUAGUCUACGUACUAUUGGAGGUGCGCUCUACUAAUGCCUCUAUCAUCUCUGUUUAUGCGUCGACGUCAGCUGACGGCCAGCGCGGCGAAACUUGCAACUGCUACAACUGAUUGAGAAACACCCUCACGGUGCUUUACUGAUUGAUUCGGGGAAUCGGACUGGCCGGCAGCUGAACCUGGCGACUCUUCAAACAGUCACCCUUUUGACUUUCUUGGUUGUGGCUGUAGGAACAAAAGUGGUGGAAGAAUGUUGAGAUCCGUUGAUUAGAACCGGCGUCGGUCGUACAACCAGCCAGAUUGAGUGCAUCAUAGUUAGCUCAAAGUUCGGUAAACUGGGUUUAUGAUAACAGUUCGACACGUGCUGUCAAAAGUAACAACGCCUGUUGCUCGUGCGCGCCUGGAAGUUCACCUCAUUUGCGCCCAUAAAAGAUGUCACAUGCAAGACGACUUGAUGUCGCGUAAUUACUGUGACUUGAUACAACCGAGGCUCUGAGCACAGCAGACCGGCAUCGCUUUGUGUCGCGAGUCGAAAAAGAAGGCAGUUGUAUUGGUAAUCAGUAAGGUCCUAUUUUAGCCAGACGGCUCAGACAUCUCAGAUCCAGGGAGGUGCAUCACGGUUGAUGGACUACCUUGAAGGAGCGUGCAGUUGUCUGUCCAGACAAUUCAAAUCAAGCCCAACAGCAAUGAUUCCUAUAGUCAACUCUGAAGAAUAGCGGCAAAGUCGACUAGGAAUGACCGCAAAACUAUUGCACCAGAGUACCGACCCUCAUGGGACAGACCUGAAAAGUCAGUGACUCCCGAAAACUACCAAAAUUAUUCGUCAGGUUUGUGGUAGAUCCCUUGCACUGAGUGACUGUCCGCGAUAUUAAUGGUGGCCGCACGGCCAACAAGUCAGCCGGAGCCGAGUGCUUGUGCGGGCGCGUUCAGCGCAUCAACUUCCCACCACGCUCUCGUCCUCCUCUGCAGCACAACUUAUUCCCUCUCUAGUCUGUGGCCUGCUGUGUGACGCCACAUCUAAUGAAAAAAUGGGAUGUUUAGGCUGCGCAACAAGACUCCGAAUGGAACCGUAUUUCCAGUUAAAUCAACAAGUCUUGUAUCGACACUGUCGCCCUGACUCCAUCAGGUAACUAGAGAGGCGUAACAAUAUGAAGUUGUUUCUGAUCCCUUCGGCUCCAGCAUUCUUUUUGCCUGUAUUCAAGAAGUGAGGUAAAAUGAAGUAGAAGAACUGGGGUACGAGUCUGAUUUACGUUGCUGCAAACAUCUUUGCUAUUGCCAUUCCCACCCGCUUUCAGUGUAUGCAAAUUUAAGACGAGGCCCAAGUAAACUGGGCUCCUAGCCGAACAUGGAUGCACCGACCAUGUAUUCACGCCACGUCCCACUCUACCAGCCACGGCAAAUUGCAGUUAAUUUGCAGCCGCUGAAUUUACGUCUGUCGUGCGCACACACACUUCCAACUUACGAUUCAAUUUUUCAAAUUUAGAUAUGCAGGUGGGCGAUUUCAGAAAACGAAACAUUACAGCCAACCGAAAUAAUUACUUACAUAGCCUUCCCUGUAGGAAAUGUUUCUGAUCUACGAUGCAGGCCCACAUUUUGAAUACUGAUUGCAAAAAUGGACAACAUCAUGCUACGGAUGUACUAGCUAUCAGAGAUUGCCGCUGCCAUGGAGUCCAGAUCCCGCAUGAUUCUUUGACCGCCGUCGUCAUAGUUAUUUAUUGGUGCGGUUAGAAACAGUUGCACUAUUGAUGGGACUCGUUUUGAGCACCCAAGCAAUUUCUUUGAAGAUUUUGAAGUCUACUCGGUAGCCUCUUGCGGUCAGGUUUUUCCUAUGUGCCCUAGCGCAUAUGUUUGACUACCUUUGUAAAUCAGACCAUUUUCAAUUUGUUGCCUUUUCUGACGACAAAGGCGGUACAUUUGGGUGUUUGCUUUAGUGUAUGCACAAUUGCGGCACUUUCGGUCGGCUGUUUGAGCCGCUACAUCAUACAUAUUUGAUUGCCUCUUGUCAAGAAACCAGGACUAAUUAACUUUUGCCCGAGUAUUCGCCUCCUAGUUGGCAGUGUACAUGAGUUGUGCAUUUUUUCCUUCCCUGUAGCCUACGAAGUCCUGUCAGAUGAGGAGCGGAGGAGGGUUUAUGAUUCCAUGAGUCACGAACAAUACGUAGCCAAUCCUGGAGCCCAUGCACAAUCCGAAUGGACGGGGGGUUUCCCCAGCUCGUUUCCGUUCGGGCCUCAUUCCCCCUUUUCGGACCCAUUCGAUUUUGCGGACACCUUUCCGCCGUUUGAAUCCUCUGCCUCGUUUUUCGAUGACUCCUUCGACCCUUUCAACUUUGCUGAGAGUAUGCAUUUUGGGAGGAGUUUUGCCUCAGAGACAGCUCACAGGAGUGAUGGUGAGUCAUCCUCUGCUGUUCGUUAAACGUGACUCUUGUUUAGCCCAUAAACUUAGUCGUGUGCAUUGGAUACUGCGCAGUUACCAUGCCUGUCAAUAUUGCUCUUUCACUGUGUUGAUUGCCUCUGCAAUCUCUGCUCCGCAUCUGGACGGGGUCCAGUUCGCUCGUCCGUACCGGACGAUCACUACAUCACGUCAAUCAAGGUAGCCGCAUGGUAGACGAAAGAACCCAAGUUCACCGAACAUGAAGUUAGAACACAUGACGGUCAGCGACUGCCCUCCUUGUUUGUUUGAAGGCUGUACUGGGGGCUGUGGAUGCCAGGGUCAACCAAAAUUCUCUCGCUCGAGUUUUGGAUACCAAAUGUCCAUUCGCGAGUGAAUGUUGCAGCCUACUGGCUGUUCGUAUGUGUCAUUAGACAAGGGUAGCGCGACACGUCGAACGCCGUUUCAUGACCGCAGUGUUGUGUUUUGACACGCUUCCACACUGUGUCCUGAUAAUUUAGUGUUACAGACGCGUCCCCAGCAGUCGUCCAGUUUGCUUGACCGAAGAUUUUUUACUCAAAUGUUCGUCUCAUUGGCGGUCGGUGUUCUCAAUCAUUCAAUUGGACAAGGUAGUCGGGGUGCCAGACCUCAACCCUCCCCACCCUGAUGGUUUUGUGGCUACAGGUCUACAGCUGCCCAUUCGUUAGACGUCAAAGUCUGCCUGUUUCGCGGGUAUUAUUCGCCGAAGGUCGCCCCAUUGCCGGCUACCUGAAGAAGAGUUUAUUAGCGGCAGGUAGAUUAACAGGCGGACCGCCGUUUUAUAUUCCGCAAGGUAACGUACACCGUCGUAUCUGUGCAACCCGCCUAUCUAAGCAAAUUUCGCACUUUGCGUGGCAAAGUGCGUUCUUAAAGUCGUCGAAUCCGGUUUACGGGUCGAUAUACCACUCAGGGACAGAACGUAUCGCCCACAGGGAAGGCGAAUGCCGUUGGCUCAGCGGGGUGGGGAACAAAGACGUCAGGCAUUGCUGUAAUGGGUGUCGGCAACGUAGCUGCGGGUACAGCAACCACAUUGUUGAAACGGAAAGACUUCUUUGUGCACGAAUGAUUGAAAGUGGUAAUGAGGAAUGACGAAAACUCCCAAGUCACGACCCGCUAGACAAGACCAGACCACACUUUCAAGUCCGAUGAGGCCAAAAUCCUCGCGAGAGGUGAAAGUUGCGUGAGUCAAGGUCCGUUUGAUUCAUGGGUCCUUGUCCCACAGUUACUCCACAAGCGCGGUUAGUUUCCUCUCGAGUAAAUGCUAUAAGCCAGCCUGAACAGAGUAAUCAGUCACACUGAUGAGCACUGCUUCCGGUGGCGGUACUGUUGAGUCAAAUUGCCUGGCCAUUAUCAUGCAAAUGACCUACAGCGGGUAUGAAAUGGCCACCCAGACGCGGGCGAUCAGGCCAUAAUCACAUCAGGUACGAACAUCCGCGUUGAAUACCUAGUCGCUAAUUUAGUAAGAUGGCGUAAAGCUGCAGCCUAUAAAUAUUACACAUCCUGUACACCCGCCACUUCUGCCUUCUGCUUUCCCCAUGAUACUUUCAAAAAUGGUUAAGAUGGUUGCAAUGCUGGCUGUGGGAGAAGCUGUUAUUGAAAAAUUUCCGAAUUGUUUCUGCCUUCAUCAUGUUUAGCUUCCUGAAGUGCAGCCUCCACCAGCUACUAUCCUGGCCUAAUUACGGCUUGACAUCUCUCCUUUAGGCGGAAUAAAGUGUACGGAGACUGUAACAAGAGUCGGUGGAAUGACAAUUACAAAACGAGUAUGCAGUUAG